This is a messenger RNA of Aegilops tauschii subsp. strangulata, 846 nucleotides long. Lineage: Eukaryota; Viridiplantae; Streptophyta; Magnoliopsida; Poales; Poaceae. The record is from RefSeq and is a predicted model, not a curated record.
AUGUUCCUCCAUAUUGUUCGUCAUAACCAGAGGUUCAGGGUUGUACACAACACCUUCAGAAGAUCAAUGGAGACCAUCUCCAGGUACUUCAAGCAAGUGUUAUAUGUUGUUGGGGAGCUCAGAGGAGAGAUGAUUAGGUCACCAACCGACCGGACUCCUACCAAGAUUCACACUAGCCCAAGAUGGUAUCCAUACUUCAAGCCAUACUUCAAGAGUGCUGAGGUCACAAGCUGCAGCAUAUAUAGAGGGAGGAAGCACUACACAAGCCAGAAUGUGCUUGCUGCUGUUGACUUCGAUUUGAAUUUCACAUAUGUGCUGGCUGGCUGGGAAGGAUCGGCACAUGAUGCUAACAUUGUCAAUGACAUCAUGAGUCGUCGUGGUGGCAUCAACAUCCCUGAUGGCAAGUUCUACCUAGAAUAUGUUGGCUAUGCAUGUCGACCAGCUGUUCUUCCACCCUUCAGGAAAAUCAGGCACCAUCUGAAUGAUUUCCCUCAUAGGAACUAUCCUGGAACUCCCCAGGAACUGUUCAAUCUCAAACACUCCAGCCUUAGAGUAACGGUUGAGAGGGAAUUUGGAGCUCUGAAGAAUAGUUAUAGGAUCCUGGAUCAGAAGCCAUUCCACCCUUACCCUACAAAGGUCAAGCUUGUUCUUGCAUGUUGCAUCAUUCAUAACUGGACCCUGCAAUGGGGAAUUGAUGAACUUGUACUGGAGGAGGAAGAUAUGACUCCUGAUGAGGUGAUUAGCUCCGGCCAUGGUGUGGAGACGGUCGACAACAAAGCGUGGAAGAACAAAAGGUUGGAGUGGGCUCAGAUAAUAUGGGAUAAUAGAGGUCAGACAAGGAUCUGA